UGAAGACCGAACUGCUCUCUCUCUCUCUUACUGAACGCUCUUCUGCAAGAACAGGAAGAUUGUGAGGAACAUCAGUCCAGCAGAAAAAACAGAAAAUAUAGAAAAACACUUAAAAUUAAGCAUGCAGUCAGAGCUUGUGUCAUUGGCGACGCUUCAGCCUCCAAAUGCAUCCGUCACUCCAUCAUACCAGGAUCUGUUAAACUCGACAGAGUGGGACCUGGUCUACUCCAUCGUCCCGCCCUACAUCUUCACCGUGUGCUUGACGGGAAUUCUGGGAAAUAUUUUCGUGUUGCUAGUGUUCCUGCUCCAGGGAAGCCGCUGGUCCGUGCCUGAGAUCUAUCUCAGUAAUCUAGCGCUGGCCGAUCUCCUCCUACUCAUCUGUCUGCCGUUUUGGGCCAUGAACAUCCUGAACCAUUUCAUGGGGUCUUACCGAGAGAUCAUGUGCAAGGUGGUCAACCUCUCUAUCAACGUCAACAUGUACACGAGCAUCUACAUGUUGGUGAUGGUGAACGUGGACCGCUACCUCGCGUUCGCUUUGACCAUGAAGGCCAUGUGGCUUCGUCGGAAAAGCUACGCUAAGUUCAUUUGUGUCGUUCUUUGGCUGUUCGGUGUGGGAAUGGGAUCUCCGACCAUCUGCAUGCGAAAACUGAAAGAUAUUCCAGAUCACCAAGCCGUCGAAUGCCACAUGGAUUAUCCCAACACGACGUGGAGACUCGCUCAUCUUCUGCAGCUGAUCCUGGUGGGCUUCGCUCUGCCGUUCCUGGUCAUCACGUUCUGCUACGUCAAUAUCAUCUGGGCUUUGAAGCAACGGAGACACAUCGGUUAUUGGGAGGACAGAAACGACAAGAAGGCUACGGCUCUGGUGUGCGCCGUCACCUUGCUCUUCUUCAUCUGCUGGGGUCCGUUUCACUUCAUGACUUUGCUAGACUUGCUCUGUGAUCAAAAGGUUUUGGAUAAGAAUGAGUGGUCUCACUUUCUAAACAUUGGAAGCCAGUUUUCUGUGUACUUUGCGUUCUCAAACAGCUGCCUCAAUCCGGCGCUGUAUGUUUGCUCAGGAAAGUAUUUCAAGAGGAAAGUCAGCAGCAUCUGUAAUAAACGAAAACGCUCCUUGGAUGCGACUGCGCUUCAGCGGACUGUUUCAACAAAUACGACAACCGCCAAUUAAAUCAACCUGUUGUUAUAUGAGAAGUAAUAGUGUAAGAGUUUUACAACACUGCAAAUUGUGUUUCUAGUAUUGUUGUGAUUAUCAGGGUUGGCGCACUUUUUGAUCAAACAGCUUUCCGAAAUAUUUCUCAAAGAUUCGAUCAAUAAUUUUAGAAAUAGCUUAUUAGAUUUUUUUUUAUUAUAUAAAUACAUUAACUAUAUAUGUUACAAAAAAUUGAAUGUAAUAUAUUAAAGAAAAAAAGGGGUCAAUCAACUUUCACUCAAUCUUUAAUGUAUAAGAGGUCAUUGUACUAAAAUAAUGCCCUGUACGUUUCAGAACAACAACAACAACAACAAAAACAAAAACAUUGUUACUAAAAAUAAAAGCUUUUAUCGAUCCCGGAAUGUGCUUGUAGGUUAAACUCCGCCUCCACAGAAGAAGAUCAAAGCCUAAUUCUGUAGCCCCGCCCACUGAGUCAGAUCGAGCAACCGUGCGAUAAACAUGGCAUUAAAUAUUGCUAAAUAUUAUGUAGUUCCUGGUUGUGGAAGAACAAAAUCGCUGCAUAACCUUCCUUCAGAGUCAAAUAUUAGAAAUGCUUGACUGAACUGUAUUUUUAAUUAAGUUUCAGCUCAAGUGAGCAAAACAUUGAGCGUUGUUUGAUUAAAUUCCUUUGAUGCUGGAUUUGCAGAGAGACUGAGAUUAAAAAGCAAUGCUGGUCCAUCUAUACUGGAAAAUAUAGAUACUAUGUCACUAUUGCUUCGAUCGAGAUCGCUCAAUGCUAUCUCACGACCAAUUCUUACGUAUUUUAUGAGGUGGCUUAUUCGUACGAAUUUGUACGACCUCACUCGUACGAUUUUAUACGACCCCAGUGAUGGUUAGGUUUAGGAGUGAGGUUAGGUGUAGGUCAUUCGUACAAAUUCAUACGAAUUGUGCAAAUCGUAAAAUACGUACAAUUUGGCAACAAUCGUAUGAAUUUGUAAGAGUGUGGUCGUACGAAUUCGUACGAAUAAGCCACCUUGUGAAAAAUGUACGAAUUGCCGUGAGAUCGGGUUGGAUCGCUAGAUAUGUCCUAGAUAUGAAGGACCUAGCUGGUCAAACAGACACACAGAAAGUUAGUUUACUAUGCAAAAUGAGUUCAGUAUCCAAUCAUAGCAGUGGGUGUUUAUUUCCAAGUCUUCAAUGCAGCAUGCCCAUAAAAACCAGCGUUUCUCGAGCCGGCCUCAAAACCAGGUAUAAAAUAGCCUUUUAGUUACUGAUUUUAACGUUUUUGAAUGUAAAAACCAUGUGAACAUCAUAAGUGGACCUCAGACAACAGUAUAAAAUAAUAAUAAUAAAGCCAGGUCUUGACCCCUCUAAGUUCUUCUAAAAAAUAGCAAAAAAAAAAAAAAAAAAAUUGAUAUUUUAUAAUAUAUAGUAAGUAUAUAAUAUAUAAAAUAAGUUUAUUUUAGAUUUCUCUCAAAGUUUUAUAUAUAAAAAAAAAAUCUGAUUCACUCUAAUUUGCAUAAGAAGAGAAAAUCAAUCAAUUUAUACAUCUCACAAAAUUGCAUCUUCAUCACACUUUUAAAAAGCCUCGAUUUUAAAAAGAUGAUUUUAGUUUUUAAUUUUGUUUUUGUUGUUGCUGCUGUUUUUUUUUUUUUUACCUGGCAUAUAUAGGAAAACAAAUAAUCCAGAUUUUAUGCUAUGGUUGAAUUAUGGCAGGAUUCUAAAUUAAUUCUGAAGGGAAAGUAUGGUUUUCUGUUCACUCUUAACACAGAAAUGUCAUGCCGUCAGCUUCAGUCUCACAAAUUCAUUAAGCAGCAACAAAUAUUCACAUAUCUAAAUGUUUACCAAGCUUGCGCAUACAAAGUUUUAAUAGCAGUGAUAAAUAGUUUUUGUUUGUUUGUUUUUUCAUAAAUUCUUUGCUUCUUCCCUUGAGGUUUAUGAUUCGAGCUUUAGAAUAUAAACAGGAAGUGGCAAAUUAGGGAAGGCUCAUUCAGAUAAAGACUGCUUAGCACAGACACACUUCUCCAAAUCAAAUCAUUUCUUUAGCUUUGAUGCAACUUUGAACAAAGAAGACUCGGAGGUUCCUGAAAUGCUGCUGUAAUGCUGCCUUGAGAUGAACACAACGGGUGGAUUGAUGAACACCAGCCAGAACGAAUCAGACUGUUACCCAUCAAGUCAUGAGGGCAUGGUAUUUGUAGCCCUUCAUCUGGCUGUGAUCGUGAUCGGCACCCCAUCCAACAUCUUCUUCCUGUUUGUGUCGUAUCGGCUCAUCCGUCAGAAGAACGAGCUGGGUGUCUAUCUGUUUAACCUGGCUCUGUCGGACCUCUUGUUUAUCACAUGCUUACCAGUGUGGGUUCAAUUUAAUCUUUACGAUGUGUGGCCUCUCAGCGAGACGAUGUGUGUCAUUUGUGUUUUCGUGCUCUGGACAAGCUUCUACACCAGUGCUAUGCUUCUGAGCUGCAUUGCUGUGGAUCGCUACUUAGCCAUCGUUUACCCGCUCAGAUUUGCCUCUUUUAGAAAACGCAAAACUGCGGUCAUCAUGAGCAUUGCUGCUUGGAUCUUUACUGUCAUAUUCAACGCAAUCAUUGUGCAUCCGGAGAGUAUUUAUGAUAAGGAUAACUCAGUCUGCUUGGAUAUAUAUCCUUUGCCCCUAGAGCAAAGAUUGGUCAACAUCGCUCGUUUUUUAGUAGGCUUCCUCAUUCCCGCAUUGGUGGUGGGUUUCUGUUAUUGGCGGAUAUGUUCGGCCGUGAGGAGAAACCAAAAACUUGGGUCAAUGGAGCGCCGGCACGUCUUCAGGCUUCUUGGAUGCAUUUUGUUGACCCUUUAUUUGUGUUUCGGACCUGUGCACAUCAUUAUGGUUUUGAGGAUUUUUCUGGAACACUGUCCGUAUCCCAACUGGCUCUUUAUCGUAUAUAAAGUUAGCGUCUUCCUAGAGACGCUUAACUGCCUGGCCGAUCCACUUCUCUACUGCUUCAUGAGCAGAACGGGUCAAGCCAGUGCUUCAAAUGUGUUACUCAUCCUCAGGAGACCGUGGAAGAAAGAGUGUCAAAAAGAGAUGGUACAACAAAACAACCAAUUUCUUGGAACUGGUUCUGUUCCAAUCACAAAAGCAUCUUUUAGGACUGAAUUUAACACUGAUUGCUUGUGAUUAGAUCAUGUCAUUGUAUGUUGGACUGAAGGAGUGGAAGCUUUACAACUUUACAAGCCGUACUUUCAAACACAAACUGUCUGCAUAAGCUCAUCUGUCUAAAACAUCCAGGUCCUACAGUGUUCAAACAAACUCCUCAUUUAUUAAAAAUCCCUGGAGUAAACUAUUUGUAAAAGUUUAAAGGGAAAAGUUGACAGUUAAACACAAAGACUGUUCCAUGAACAGUUUACACUUAUACAUCUCACUUAUAUAUUGCUUUCUUUUGAAAUGAGAUCAGCGUUUUAACAGCAUUUCCUGUUAUAUAGUCGAGAAUAGGCAUCAUAUCAGCUUCAUUUUCACACCAUCUUCCAUAAUGUUUUCCACAAAAUCUGAAAUGUAAUGGUAAAUAUAUAUGGAGUGUGAUGUAUUAUACAAUGCUGGGUCCAACUAUAUAAAACUGAACGACUGUUCAGUUGGGGGUCAGAAAUAUUAUUCAAUUUUUUACUCUUUUUUUUUUUGCAAAAAUACUGUAACAUUUUUUAUUUUAUUACAAUUAAAAUGACCUUUUCUAUUUUAAUAUAAUUCAAACUCAAUUUGUGAUGCAAGCUGUACAUAUAUGUAUCUUAUAAGCAAUUUAGUGCUAAACAUUACCCCUUACUGACCCUAAACUUGUGAACAGGAAGUGUGUGUGUGUGUGUGUGUCAUUAUAUCUCAUGAAUAUUUUCUGCAAAGAUAUAUUUAACAUGCCAUUUGUUUCUCCUUUACACCAUGUCGACCACUUCAUGUGUGUUGCACACGGAAUAUAACUUUUUAACCAGAUGGUCAAUAAAGAGAAUGCUACUUGAAU
Messenger RNA from Carassius gibelio (silver crucian carp), 5100 nucleotides. RefSeq names its product B1 bradykinin receptor. Bases 122 to 1165 code for a protein of 347 amino acids. The record is from RefSeq and is a predicted model, not a curated record. Gene Ontology annotation, molecular function: bradykinin receptor activity. Gene Ontology annotation, cellular component: membrane. The transcript has 4 exons. Lineage: Eukaryota; Metazoa; Chordata; Actinopteri; Cypriniformes; Cyprinidae. Gene Ontology annotation, biological process: neutrophil chemotaxis; immune response; G protein-coupled receptor signaling pathway.